AUCCCCUUUUCAGCAACCAAAGCUCCAGGAGUCACUAGAGAUAGCACUUGAAAAGUGUAUUUUUGAUGCUGUCUCAUACAGUAUAAAAAAUACCAUAGGUCAUAUGAUGCAGAAAGAAGAGGAUAAACAAUUGCAAAAUAUCAUAACAUUGAAGAAAAAUAAAUCAGUUUUACAGAACAUUCAGUUAGACAUCAAACAAGAAGAAAAAGUACAAAAAAUUAAAGAUAAACCAACUGUGGACAAUACCAGCAUUUGUGAACCUUCUCCUCAUUUAAAAUUGGAUACCAGGAUGGAAAUAGCACACUGUAUAAUGGAAGUGAUAAAAUGUUCUCUUCUAGGUCUACUACAGCAGAAAUCAUCAGAUGCAGUGAGAAAAGUGAGGAGAGAGUCCACAGAGGGAACUAUCAGAACAUCUUCACAAAUAGCAAAAGAAUAUAUGCCAGAGAAAGAAGAGAAUAAAAUAAAAACAUUGGCUGAGGAAGAUAUACUUCAUCCAAAGGACAAAGAUUUGGAAGAAAAUAAGACACUUUCACAGGGCCUACUGUUGACUCCUAAAGAGGAUGGGGAAAUGGAUCUACCAAGUAAUGAGAAAAAGAAAACAGCCAGAGAAAGCAAAAAGCAAGAGCAAUGGGAUCACGAUGGCAAAAAGCAAGGGGAAAUGGAUACACAAGGGAAAGAGGAUGGGAAAAUGGAUGGAGAAACUAAUGAACAAGGGAAAAUGGACCCAGAAUGCCAGAAACAAGAGAAAACUGAUGGAAAAUGUAAAGAACAAGAGAGAGUGGUCCCAAAAAAUAAAAAGCAAGAGAAAACAGAUGUGGAUGAUAAAAAGCAAGGGAAGGGGGAUCAGCAGGCGAAAGAGCAAGGGAAAAUGGAUCUAGAGGAGCAAGAGCAAAAGAAAGCAGGUGGAGCAGGCAAAGAGCAAGGGAAAGUGGAUCCAGAGAGGACAGAGCAAAAGAAAAUAGACAGAAAAGGUGAAGAGCGUGAGAGAGUGGACAGAGAGAGGAAAGAGAAAAGAGAUGAAGACCAACAGCAAGGGAAAUGGGAUCAAGAAGGUGAAAAUCAAGGGAGACUAAAUAGAGACAGGAGAAAGCAAGGGGAUGUGGAAGAGGAUAAAGCACAUGCUCUUGAGAAGAGGAUAACCCAACUCAAAUGCAUACCUGGGGUGGAAACAGCCAUUUCCUAUAGUCUCAAAACAAAGAAACUGCAAAUGAAAAUCAAGGAACAAAAGAAUCAGAGGCAGGGAAGUGGUGAGAAAACACUUGUACAUCCGAGAAAACCCUGUUAUUUUCUCAGUUCAGUUAUUUCUCAACCAGGGACAAUAGCAGAAGAUGAUGAGGAAGGAAGAGGGGAAGUAGAAGAGGAGGAAGAAGAGGGAAAAGAGGAAGGAGAAGAAAGAGGAAGGAAGGAAGAGGAGGAAGAAGAAAAA
Heterocephalus glaber (naked mole-rat) is the source of this 1426-nucleotide messenger RNA. The record is from RefSeq and is a predicted model, not a curated record. NCBI's taxonomy places the organism in Eukaryota, Metazoa, Chordata, Mammalia, Rodentia, Bathyergidae.